UUCAGCUUGUCCUCGAAGGACACUUUCGACUAUACCAUGACAUCUUUGUCCGAAGCUUCGCUUUUAGCAUUGUUCUUAGAGACUUUGUUUUACGGCGUGUUCUUCACGUUUUACUGGUUGACCCUAACUAUACUGCUCAAGAAGUACGGUAUUCAACGGGACCUCCUUCUCCCAGUAGCAACCCUGCUGCUCUGCAUUGCAACAGCUCAUCUAGUCAUCGAUCUUGUCCGAGCACUAGAGGCGUUCGUGUUCAGUGUGGAUACAAUCGCUGCGGAUACCUACUACUCUGACCUCGCUUCACCAUUGGAACUCGCAAAAACUGCACUCUACAUUACGCAACCCACUGUUGCUGAUUCUGUUCUUGUUUGGCGAUGCUAUGUACUCAACAAUAGAAGCCUCUUGGUCGGCAUCCCUGGUUGUAUCGUGUUGUUAACCAAUGCGGCGAUUGGAUACUAUGUUGUUUGGUCCCUUUCUCGAGCCGCCGCAGGGUCAACUGUUUACACCACCGCUCCUUGGUUGAUCACAACUUUCUAUACAUUGACCAUGCUCAUCAGCAUCAUUUGCUCCACUUUGAUUUCCUGGCGCAUCUGGCGCAAUCGCCGUUCAAUGUCAAACCGCUCCGCUAGAUUCCGGCGCUUUUAUACUAUCAGUAUCCUUGCGCUCCUUCUAGCAUUCUUGACAGGAUCAAACGGCCAAUACCCCGCGAUGGAUAUCGGCCCUCCUAUUGUAGGGAUCGUAUUCUGCCUCAUCAUCCUGCAAGUACACUUCCAUGUAGGCAGCAACCCCCAAUCCAACAGCUCACCAAAGCCUUUCACCAAUCUCUCUGAAGAGAGAAGAGAGCAUAAUGUGGGGUAUAGUAUGAAACCGAUGACUCGGGAGGCGGAGAUCAUUCAGUUUGACGUGAUGCGCAGCCAACGACUCUCAGGAGACGACUGUUGAUUGUUUCGGAUUAGAUUGAUUUCUGCAUUUCCACAAUUGUACGUUUAUUAAUAUCCAUAUAUUCUUAUUGCC
Messenger RNA from Suillus bovinus, 1011 nucleotides. RefSeq lists its product as uncharacterized. The coding region runs from base 37 to 939 and encodes 300 amino acids. The transcript is spliced from 8 exons. The record is from RefSeq and is a predicted model, not a curated record. Lineage: Eukaryota; Fungi; Basidiomycota; Agaricomycetes; Boletales; Suillaceae.